This is a messenger RNA of Salvia splendens (bonfire salvia), 1053 nucleotides long. RefSeq names its product geranylgeranyl pyrophosphate synthase 7, chloroplastic. Gene Ontology annotation, biological process: isoprenoid biosynthetic process. Gene Ontology annotation, molecular function: prenyltransferase activity. The coding region runs from base 1 to 1053 and encodes 350 amino acids. The transcript has a single exon. The record is from RefSeq and is a predicted model, not a curated record. Lineage: Eukaryota; Viridiplantae; Streptophyta; Magnoliopsida; Lamiales; Lamiaceae.
AUGGCAUUGGUAGCAGCCAUCCCCAUCUAUGAACCCUUCUUCCCCAAAGCCCACCCUUACCUCCACCACUCCAACACCAGAAUCAUUUCUUGCAAGAAAAUCACUCCCACAAAUGCUACUAAAACAACAUCCUCAUCACCGUCACCACAACAAACCCUAGCCUCCCCAAAUUUCAAAUUCGAAGAAUACAUGAAAACCAAGGCAAAAAAGGUGAACAAGGCCUUAGACGACGCCGUUCCACUCCAAAACCCGGUAAAGAUCCACGAGGCGAUGCGUUACUCCCUCCUAGCCGGGGGAAAGCGCGUCCGCCCCGUCCUCUGCCUGGCCUCGUGCGAGCUCGUGGGGGGCGACGAGGCCGCAGCCGUCCCCAUGGCCUGCGCCUUAGAAAUGAUCCACACGAUGUCCCUCAUCCACGACGACCUCCCCUGCAUGGACGACGACGACCUCCGCCGCGGCCGCCCCACCAGCCACAAGGCCUUCGGGGAGGAGACCGCCGUCCUGGCCGGGGACGCCCUCCUCUCCCUGGCCUUCGAGCACGUGGCCGCCAAGACAACAAAUGUGGGCCACGAGAGGGUGCUCCGGGCCAUCGCGGAGCUCGGGUCCGCGGUGGGGUCGGAGGGGCUCGUGGCGGGGCAGAUCGUGGAUUUGACGAGCGAAGGGAAGGAGGUGAGUUUGGAUGUGCUGGAGUAUAUCCACGUGCAUAAGACGUCGAAGCUGCUGGAGGCGGCGGUGGUGUGCGGGGCGAUUGUGGGGGGAGGAGAUGGGGAGGAGGUGGAGGCGCUGAGGAGGUAUGCGAGGUGUGUGGGGCUGCUGUUUCAGGUGGUGGAUGAUAUAUUGGAUGUGACCAAGUCGUCGGCGGAGCUGGGGAAGACGGCGGGGAAGGAUUUGGCGACGGAUAAGGCCACCUAUCCGAGGCUCAUGGGGCUCGGUGAGGCGAAGGAAUUCGCCGGGGAGCUGGCGGAGAAGGCCGUGCAAGAGCUCGCCUUUUUUGAUACUUUGAGGGCGGCGCCGCUUCAUCAUUUGGCUCAAUAUAUUGCUUCCCGACAGAAUUAA